This is a messenger RNA of Phycodurus eques (leafy seadragon), 1494 nucleotides long. It is a transcript of the gene tmem151bb, whose product is annotated as transmembrane protein 151Bb. The transcript has 2 exons. Bases 1 to 1494 code for a protein of 497 amino acids. Lineage: Eukaryota; Metazoa; Chordata; Actinopteri; Syngnathiformes; Syngnathidae. The record is from RefSeq and is a predicted model, not a curated record.
AUGUCUCCUCCGGCGUCGGCUGCGACUGCCAGCGAAAGCAGCACGACCACCACCGCCGUGUUUGAGGAGGACACCAGAGAGGAGCAAAAACCCCUCAAGCAAUCUCUGAGGAAGUCAAUAUGUCGGGAGAGUUUCUGGAAAUGCCUGCUCCUGUCCGUUCUCAUGUACGGCUGCAUGGGAGCCAUGGUUUGGUGUCACGUCACCGAGGUGACCCGCCUCACCUUUGACAGCGCAUUCAAAGGGAAAUCCAUGAUGUACCACGACAGUCCCUGCUCUGAUGGCUACAUAUAUAUUCCUCUAGCCCUACUGGGCAUGCUUUACUUGGUCUACCUGGUGGAAUGCUGGCACUGUCACGUGCAGAACGAGCUGCAGCACAAAGUCGACGUGGAGGGCAUUUACGAGCGAAUCCAGAGGAUGCAGCAAGCCAAACCUUGCAUCUGGUGGAAGGCCAUCAGUUACCACUACGUGCGUCGCACCCGGCAAGUCACACGCUACCGCAACGGGGACGCGUACAGCAGUACUCAAGUUUACCACGAGCGAGUCAACACUCAUGUGGCGGAAGCCGAAUUUGACUACGGUCACUGCGGAGUGAAAGAUGUCUCCAAACAGCUGCUCAGCCUGGAGAAGUCUGCCCUCACAAAGAUGCGUUUUACCAAGUGUUUUAGCUUUGCCAACGUUGAGUCUGAGAAUUCGUACCUCACGCAGCGAGCAAGAUUUUUCACUGACAACGAAGGCCUCGACGACUAUAUGGAAGCCAGGGAGGGCAUGCACCUGAAAAACAUUGACUUGAAGGAAUAUAUCAUGGCUCUGUCUGACCCCGAGCACCACCCCUGGUAUCUGUCCCAUUAUGUCUUCUGGUUCGCCUCAUUCCUCACCUUCUCAUGGCCUCUACGAGUGUUCAUUGAGUAUCGCACCGCAUAUGUCCACUAUCGCGUCGAGAAACUCUUCGGACAUGAUUACAUUCCAGUGACACCGUGUGAGGACAGGCCAUAUUGGCGACGUAUCCCCCGCGUCAACACCAUUGACAGUACGGAAUUGGAGUGGCACAUUCGGUCCAACCAGCAGUUGGUUCCAAGUUACUCAGAGGCAGGCCUCAUGGACCUAGCCCAGUGCCCCUCCACCUUCAGUGGCAUUCGUCAGAAUUGUGAGCGCUGCCACAGGGCCAUCAGUUGCUCCUCAGUGUUCUCCAGAAGCGCCCUCAGCAUCUGUACGGGAGCCAGCUCCAGAAUCCCCUUCAGCGGCAGUCGAUUCUCCCUGGCUCGACGCUACGGAUCACAAAGGAGCUGCUUUUGGAGGAGCGGAAGUUUGGACGACCAGGAGAGUCCCAGCGAAAACACCCGGUGCCUGUCAGAACGCCUCAACACAGACGACGAAGAACCCCCAGACUACGACGACGCGCUGUGCUACCCGGUGCUCAUUGUCCACUCCAGCGAAAACUGCCACAACCGCAGGUCCUUCCACAGAAACAACUCUUGUGUGGAGACUUCACUGUGA